Molecule: messenger RNA, 369 nt
Organism: Penicillium canariense
Lineage: Eukaryota; Fungi; Ascomycota; Eurotiomycetes; Eurotiales; Aspergillaceae
Product: ubiquinol--cytochrome-c reductase subunit 7
Exons: 4
Coding region: 1-369 (122 amino acids)
Biological process (GO): mitochondrial electron transport, ubiquinol to cytochrome c
Source: RefSeq, a predicted model, not a curated record
AUGUCUGCCCCUUCGAUCACCAACUACAUCGUCAAGCGCCCAUGGCUCAAGCGCUGGAUGACCCCCCUCGCCCAGUGGUACACUGAUGCCGCCGGCUACAGACGCCUUGGACUGAAGUUCGAUGACCUGAUCCCCGAGGAGAGCGAAACCGUCCAGAAGGCUAUCAAGCGUUUGUCUUCCAAGGAGGCUUACGACCGUGUCUUCCGUAUCCGCCGUGCAUUCCAGUGCUCUAUUUCUCACACUCUCCUUCCCCCUAAUGAGCAGACCAAGCCUGAGGAGGAUGUUGAGUACCUGAGCCCCAUUAUCCGCGAGAUCGAGAAGGAGGCCAAGGAGCGUGCGGACCUCGACAACCUCGUCGUCCGCAAGUAA